AUGCCGCGAUUCCACGCUUUAAUCAGACGAACAUUCAGUUCAGCCAAAAAAACUACCCAAAGCAACACUGUAGUAGCAGAUGCAGCACCAAUAUCUGAAAAGUCGGCUGCGUUCCGGAGAAUGGUACGUGAUCGACUCUCCUUAGCUUCAUACGCAGAACUUGAGGAUGAUUUCAGAAGACUAUCAAGGAGUAGCAAGGUAGUAUUCGCUGGAGUAGGAUCGUUCCUACUUGUGCCUGGUGGAUUCGCACUAUUGACAAUACCAUCAGAGGUAGUCGACAACCUGGCGACACAACAGUUCAAGCUCAGUAGCACAGCACUGGCAUGGAUGUCAGCAACCACACUCGCAUUCCAACUGUUACGGUUUAAUAGAUCAGUCCUUGGAAUUGGACUAACACUCAUAGGCCUAUUCGGGCCUACAGCAGCGCUCAUAACAAUGGACCACCAUGAAACAUAUGGAUAUGCAAUAUUAAUGACAAGUUAUGCGCUAUUCGGAGCGGGAGUGACACCAUAUCGCAUUCCCUCAUUUUGGCGCUCAGGGAAAUCAAAAGAUACUCAUGAACGAACACGCAUAACCCCAACUCGACACAAAACAGCUGUACUACCUGUAUGCCUGGCCAAACCACUCGUCUGGAUAGUCGGACUCAACCUGGUGAUGCUUAUGUUGACGGCAGUGCGUAGGACCAACGUGAGAAAAGAACUUGAAAGCACGGCUCCUGAGGAUAUCAUAAAACGCUACGAGGCUACUUACGGCAAACCAAAUUGA
Messenger RNA from Babesia sp. Xinjiang, 765 nucleotides. RefSeq lists its product as uncharacterized. The transcript is spliced from 4 exons. NCBI's taxonomy places the organism in Eukaryota, Apicomplexa, Aconoidasida, Piroplasmida, Babesiidae. The coding region runs from base 1 to 765 and encodes 254 amino acids. The record is from RefSeq and is a predicted model, not a curated record.